AGGCAGAAGUGGUCAUCACAGAAAGGUAGAGACAUGACUCCUGCUGCCUUCCUGGUUAUCCUGUGCUUGGGAGUUGUGUCAGGUGCCUCAGGAUUUGAUCUCAGUUUGGACAUCGAAUGGGAAGAGUGGAAGAUAAAAUAUGAAAAGUCAUACACUCUGGAGGAAGAGGUACUGAGGAGAACAGUAUGGGAAGAAAAUGUAAAAAGGAUUAAACUGCACAACAUGGAGAAUUCCCUGGGGAAGAAUACCUACACCAUGGAAAUAAAUGACUUUGCUGACAUGACUGAUGAAGAAUUCAAUGACAUGAUAAUUGGUAUUACAGUACCAGUCAACAACACAGGGAAAAGUCUCUGGAAACGUGCACUUGGUAGUCGUUUCCCUAACAAUUGGUAUUGGAAAGAUGCUUUGCCCAAAUUUGUUGAUUGGCGAAAUGAAGGCUAUGUGACUCCUGUGAGAAAACAGGGAAAAUGUAGUUCUUGUUGGGCUUUUCCUGUGACUGGUGCCAUAGAAGGGCAAAUGUUCAAGAAAACUGGCAAACUGAUCCCACUGAGUGUACAGAACCUAGUGGACUGUUCUAGACCUCAAGGCAAUAGAGGCUGUCGUUGGGGUAAUACGUACAAUGCCUUUCAGUAUGUUUUGCACAACGGAGGUCUGGAGGCUGAAGCAACAUAUCCAUAUGAACGAAAAGAAGGACUAUGCAGGUACAAUCCUAAGAAUUCAUCUGCUAAAAUCACAGGAUUUGUGGUCCUCCCAGAAAGUGAAGAUGUCCUAAUGGAUGCUGUAGCAACUAAAGGGCCCAUUGCUACUGGAGUUCAUGUUGUCUCCAGUAGUUUUAGGUUCUAUCAGGGAGGUGUUUACCAUGAGCCAAACUGCAUAAGUUCUGUGACCAGUUCUGUGAAUCAUGCAGUUCUGGUGGUUGGUUAUGGAUUUGAAGGAAAUGAAACAGAUGGCAAUAGCUACUGGCUGAUAAAGAACAGCUGGGGUAAACGAUGGGGAUUGGGCGGAUAUAUGAAGAUCGCCAAAGACAGGAACAACCACUGUGCAAUUGCUUCACUUGCCCAAUACCCUACUGUGUGAGCAGCCUGGUGUUCACAGGGAAGCAGGUGGCAUGAGACUCCAUUUCCAGAGGAGUGCCAUCCACUCCAAUGAAUGGCCUUUGAUGAGUAUGUUUAACUCUUGAGUUCCACAAAAUCCACGUUGUCUUGUGAACACUGAGAGCUUUCAAAUAUUUGACAUGAGCACUGUUAACAUUUGUUUUCACUAAUUAAUGCUCAUGUUUCCUAAAGUAACUUUAUCUUCAGUUUUAAUGCUUGUACAAAUAAAAUCCU
This is a messenger RNA of Grammomys surdaster, 1328 nucleotides long. RefSeq names its product cathepsin Q. Gene Ontology annotation, cellular component: lysosome. Gene Ontology annotation, molecular function: cysteine-type endopeptidase activity. The record is from RefSeq and is a predicted model, not a curated record. Gene Ontology annotation, biological process: immune response. The coding region runs from base 34 to 1077 and encodes 347 amino acids. The transcript is spliced from 8 exons. NCBI's taxonomy places the organism in Eukaryota, Metazoa, Chordata, Mammalia, Rodentia, Muridae.